Messenger RNA from Aplysia californica (California sea hare), 552 nucleotides. RefSeq names its product perlucin-like protein. Gene Ontology annotation, cellular component: external side of plasma membrane. The transcript has a single exon. Bases 1 to 552 code for a protein of 183 amino acids. Lineage: Eukaryota; Metazoa; Mollusca; Gastropoda; Aplysiida; Aplysiidae. Gene Ontology annotation, molecular function: carbohydrate binding. The record is from RefSeq and is a predicted model, not a curated record. Gene Ontology annotation, biological process: biological process involved in interspecies interaction between organisms.
AUGAACAUCAAAGUGGAAGACAUGGAAAUCAAGCUCAAUAAACUCUCAGGACUGGAGAAUAAGGUGACACACUUGGAAUCCACACUGAAUGGGCUGAAGUCCCAAGUGGACAACUCCAAAGACGCCAUCACACUAGCGUCGGCCAACUACAAAGGUAGCCACUACUUUGUCACCGAACAACGAUAUGGAAACGCCCAGGAAGCUAAUCGCCUCUGUCAAUUGUAUGGAGGAUACCUUGUGGAGAUCAACGACCGACAAGAGUUCGACUUUGUGACUGAUUUUCUCUUCAACCAAUCGGUUUCUCACCCGGAAAUAAUAGGCGCUUGGGUCGGGGCCACAGACGAAGGUCAUGAGGGGUCAUGGAGGUUCAUGACCUCUGGUGGUAAUAUGUCUACCUUAGUGUGGCAGCAUCUUGAACCUAGCGGAGGUGCGGGAGAAAACUGUAUGAAUAUAGAAAUACCUUUCAAAGUUAUGAAUGAUUACCCUUGCUUCAGGGGCGACGGGAUGCAUCUACAGGCUAUUCUGUGCGAAAUCCCUCACCGAAAUGUCUAG